AUGCCCUUCCUACGCGGGGCUCGUCCAUCUCAAGCCGGGCAGGCGUCUGGCCGUCACACUGGCCACCCGGCACACGUGAUGACCCUCAUCGAAGACCCCGUCGCGUCUCUGUCAAACGCAUUUGUGGAGGAGACCAUGAUGUCUGAUGCCAGUGAGAUGUUGGCCGCUGCCCUGGAGCAAAUGGAUGGCAUCAUAGCAGGCUCCAAGGCCAUAGAUUAUUCCAACGGCCUGUUUGAUUGCCAAUCGCCCACGACUCCGUUCCUGGGAGGCCUCCGGGUGCUGCACCUCCUGGAGGACUUGCGGGGCGCGCUGGAGCUCAUGGACAAUGAGGAACGAGACAACCUGCGUUGCCAGAUCCCAGACUCUACCGCAGAGGGGCUGGCUGAUUGGCUGCACGGCACUAUGAGCAAUGGCCACAGCUCCGAGGCAGCGCACCAGGAGCGUCUGUCACGUCUGGAGAGUGACAAAGAGUGCCUCAUUCUGCAGGUGAGCGUUUUAACAGACCAAGUUGAAGUACAAGGAGAAAAGAUUCGAGAUUUGGAUUCUUGCCUCGAACAACACCGUGUGAAGUUAAAUGCAACUGAGGAGCGGCUGCAGAAGGAACUUUUGAACAGGUCGGCGUUGGAGACUCAGAAGCUGGAGCUGUUGACAGAGGUGUCCAGUCUGAAGCUGAAGCUGUCUUCGUUGGAGCGCGAUCAGAGAGACACCCAGGACUUGUUCCAGGAAGUAUCCGACCUACGAUUCAAGAUGACGGAGACGGAGAAUGAAAGACUUCUGUGUGAGAAGAAACUCAGAGAUACACAAGAUGAAGUGCUGAUGCUUCAGAGCCAUUUGGACGAGCAGGAGUCGGAGCUGACGAGACUGAAGGACGAAGGGCGGCUGAGAGCAGACAGCUGCAGCAGAGUGGAGGGAGGAGAGAGGGAUACAGAAAGGUUGAAAAUGAAGAGAAUUCUGGAGUCACUGACAUCAGCCAAUGACGAGAAGGAGCAAAGAAUAAAGCAGCUGGAGCUAUCCCUUACAAAGUGCAAGAAUGUUGGGGAGGCCGCUCACGAGCGGUUCAGGGAGGAUGACUAUGCCGAUAUCCAGGAUGACCCCUCGUACCCAGGAUCCAUGGUGGAGGCGGGGCGGGUCACGGAGGCCGAAGCAGGAAGGACCGCUGGGGAGUCUGGUCCUUGUAUAGUGAAUGAAUUCGAUGGGGAGCGACAAUUAAAGGCAUCACAAAGUUGUUUUGAAGGCCCAGGGAGCGCAGUAGAGGAAAGCCAAAAUCUGAAGGUUUUAAAUCAAUCUACAAAAACAAGUCCUAGCACGGAGAAGUUUGGGAGUAAGAGAGUGCGUGCAUCUUUUGGGAGAGGAUUCUUCAAGCUGCGAGGGGGAAAACAUGGAGAUAGCGCUACAACUCUCGAACGUAAAGGAACAGAACAUCUGGACUUGGCAGGGGUUAGCUGUCAAAAACCUCCGUCACCAACGUCACCAGAAACCAAAAAGAAGUCAAAGGGUUUGAUGAAGCUCUUUGGCCGACUAAAGAGAAGUCACUCUACAUCGUUUAACCUGGACGACGCAGAGAUGGAGUUCAGACGGGGAGGAGUCAGAGCAACAGCUGGACCUCGACUCGAAUGGUCCCGUGAACCAAAACACCAAGCUGUAAAUGCCCCGUUCUCACAGUGGAGUAAAGAGGAGGUGUGUGCGUGGCUGCAUGAACAAGGCCUGGGACUUUACACCAACCAAGGCCAGAACUGGAUCAAGUCUGGACAAACACUUCUGCACGCUUCACAACAUGAUCUGGAAAAGGAGAUGGGCAUUAGGCAGCCACUCCACAGGAAGAAGCUGCAGUUGGCUCUACAGGCUCUCGCAUCAGAGGACGACCUUCAGGGGAGACUGGACCACCACUGGGUCAACAGGUGGCUGGAUGACAUCGGCCUCCCACAGUACAAAAGCAACUUUGACGAGGCUCGUGUUGACGGCCGUAUGCUGGACUGCAUGACUGUGGAAGACCUCUUGUCUCUGAAAGUCGGCAGUGUUCUUCAUCACCUCAGCGUUAAAAGAGCCAUUCAAGUCCUUCGACUCAACUCGUAUGACCCCAGCUGCCUCCGACGCAGACCGUCUGAUGAGAAUAAUAUCACACCAGCAGAAAUUGCUCAGUGGACCAAUCACAGAGUGAUGGAGUGGCUCAGGUCUGUGGAUCUGGCAGAGUAUGCCCCAAACCUGAGGGGCAGCGGGGUACAUGGUGGGCUGAUGGUGUUGGAGCCUCGCUUCAAUAUAGAAUCUCUGGCACUUCUGCUUAAUAUUCCUCCAAAUAAAACCCUGCUGAGGCGCCACCUGGCAACGCAUUUCCACCUGCUCAUCGGCUCAGAAGCACAGCGCCUCAAACAGGACUGCCUGGAAAACCCAGACUACACUGUGCUGACUGCCACCGCCAAGGUCAAGCCCAGGCGCUUAUCAUUUGGCAGCUUUGGAUCAUUGCGAAGGAAACGGCAGGAUGAUAGCGAUGAGUUUGUCUGCCCCAUGAAUGUGGAAAUGCCCCACAGCAGCAGCUUCCAGAGGGGGGCUCAGGCGUAUAAGGACCUUGAUCACCUUGAACAGAUGGAGGACUCAGAGGGGGCUGUAAGACAGAUCGGAGCGUUUUCAGAAGAGAUAAACAAUUUGACUAGCAUGUUGAAGGAGGAAGAGUAUUUCCAGGAGAUGACAGAGACAGAAAACUAA
Knipowitschia caucasica is the source of this 2700-nucleotide messenger RNA. Lineage: Eukaryota; Metazoa; Chordata; Actinopteri; Gobiiformes; Gobiidae. The record is from the annotation of a GenBank genome assembly.